This is a messenger RNA of Candoia aspera, 5951 nucleotides long. RefSeq names its product NIMA related kinase 1 (gene NEK1). NCBI's taxonomy places the organism in Eukaryota, Metazoa, Chordata, Lepidosauria, Squamata, Candoiidae. The record is from RefSeq and is a predicted model, not a curated record. Gene Ontology annotation, biological process: protein phosphorylation. The transcript is spliced from 35 exons. Gene Ontology annotation, molecular function: ATP binding; protein kinase activity. The coding region runs from base 178 to 4020 and encodes 1280 amino acids.
GCUGGAGAAGAAUGAGAUGGGUUCGCUGAUGAGGCUGUGCGGAGAUCUGGGAGAGUUCUUGUAGCGGGACUCGGUUGUCUUUUCUCGGAUUACUUAUAGCAGACUUUUUGUUCCGUGGUGGAUGCUCCGCUCACGGCUGUUGCCUUCCCAUACAUAAAGAUGCCUUAAAAAUCUACCAUGGACAAAUAUAUUAAGAUUCACAAGAUUGGUGAAGGAUCUUUUGGAAAAGCAAUUCUGGUUAAAGCAAAGGAAAAUGGCAAACAGUAUGUUAUUAAAGAAAUAAACAUAUCCAAGAUGUCGAAUAAAGAGAGAGAAGAAUCAAGAAGAGAAGUUGCUGUGUUGGCAAAUAUGAAACAUCCAAAUAUUGUUUUGUACAGAGAAUCAUUUGAAGAAGCUGGCUGUCUUUACAUAGUAAUGGAUUAUUGUGAAGGAGGAGAUCUGUUUAAAAAAAUCAAUGCACAGAAAGGAGUCUUCUUUUCAGAAGACCAGAUCAUGGAUUGGUUUGUACAAAUAUGUUUAGCAUUAAAGCACGUACAUGAUAGAAAAAUUCUGCAUCGAGAUAUAAAAUCCCAGAAUAUAUUUUUAACCAAAGAUGGAACAAUACAGUUGGGAGACUUUGGAAUAGCUAGAGUUCUGAAUAGUACAGUGGAGCUUGCUCGAACUUGCAUAGGAACCCCAUAUUAUUUGUCACCAGAAAUCUGUGAGAAUAAACCUUACAACAAUAAAAGUGACAUGUGGGCCCUUGGUUGUGUUCUUUAUGAAAUGUGUACAUUGAAACAUGCAUUUGAAGCUGGUAAUAUGAAAAAUUUAGUUCUCAAAAUAAUCUCUGGAUCAUUUCCUCCUGUUUCUGCACGUUAUUCCCAUGAACUCCGGGGUCUGAUUUCACAAUUAUUUAAAAGAAAUCCUAGGGAUCGACCAUCUGUCAACUCCAUAUUGGAGAAAAUGUUUAUAGUUAAACGCAUUGAGAAAUUUCUUACACCACAGCUUAUUGCAGAGGAAUUCAGCCAUAAAGUAUUUCAGAAGUUUGGACCUCAUGCUGGGCCAGCAAAGAGACCAGCCCAAGGACAAAGCUUAGCCUCUGCUGCACCUGCUCACAAAAUUACCAAACCUGCUGCUAAAUAUGGAGUGCCUUUAAUACUUAAGAAAUCUGGGGAUGCAGCUAAGAAGUUCUAUGAGAAGCCUAUAAUUAAAUGUAGACAGGGCCCUCCACCUCCAUUGAAGAAAGGGAAACUACUAGAAGAAAGGAGGAAAAUGUUUGAGGAAGCAGUUAAAAAGAAAAGGCUAGAUGUUGUUGAGAAGGAAAAACAACAGCGUGAGCAGAUCAGUUAUAUGAAGGCUGAGCAAAUGAGAAGACUUGAAAAGGAAAGGAUGGAACGAAUAAACAGAGCCAGAGAACAAGGAUGGAGGAAUGUUCUCAGCACAGGUGGAAGUGGUGAAAUCAAGGCUCAGUAUUUUGGUGGGGGAGGAGCUGUUGUGCCUUUACCUAUCCCUGGUCGAGGACCAUAUGAACACUAUCAUGCUGUUUUUGAUCAGAUACAGCAACAAAAUCUUAAAAUAGAAGGGAAACAUACAAACUUGAACGAAAAGCCUAGUCAAGAGCCUAGUCAAAGAGGAUCUCCACCUGGAGUUCAUGCAGGAAUUCAUAAUGGGCCUGCAGCUCACCAUCAUUCACCUGAUGCUGAUGCUAUUAGGAAAGGAAUGAAAAGAUUGGAGGAGGUCUCUAGACAAGCCAAUGCAAACAGGCAAAAAGCGUGGAUAGCUGCAGAAAGAGCUAAACAAGUUGAAGAAUUCUGGCAACGGAAGCGAGAAGCCAUGCAAAACAAAGCCCGCGCUGAAGGACAUAUGGACACACUGCAAAACCUGACAGCUAUCUAUGGAGGCAGGCCCAUUUCUUCAAGAGGAAGGAAAGCCAGAAACAAGGAGGAAGAGGAAUACUUGGCAAGACUAAGGCAAAUUAGACUUCAAAACUUCAAUGAACGUCAGCAAAUUAAAGCAAAACUUCGUGGACAAAAGAAUGAAAACGGUGGUUCUCCUCUCCAUGAAAUAAAUGAAGAAGCAGAAUUAAGGCGUAAAAAAAUUGAAGCACUAAAGGCACAAGCAAAUGCCCGGGCUGCAGUCUUGAAAGAACAGUUAGAACGAAAGAGAAAAGACGCAUAUGAAAGAGAGAGGAGAGCUUGGGAAGAACAUCUACAGCUGGUGUCCAAAGGGAUAAAAAAUCCAGUGGGAGCUUCAGAAUUAAGUCCUACACAUAGUAAGCAGGAAGAAAAUUCUCCUACCAGACUAAAGUUCAGUUCACCACAAAUCAUCUCCAUGACAUCAGCUUUGAAGGAAGUGGGUGCAGAUGAAAAUGUAGCAGCUGCCCAGGAAGCUCUAGGAGAUAUUAAACCUGAUCUUUCUAUUCAGAACAAGCGAGAAAUACUUCGAAGGCUGAAUCAAAAUCUUAAAGCACAAGAAGAUGUGAAAGAGAAAAGGGAGCCUGAAGACAACUCUGGAAUCCCUGUGGCUGGCGAGAAUCACCACCAUCAAGAAGAAAUAUGUCCAGCUUCAGCUGAUCGAAAGAAAUGGGAAACAAAGGGACAGCUUGUAGUUCCACUAGCGCAAUUAACAAUGGAAGAAUCCCUCUCUCAAACAGAAGCACAAACAUUUGGAGAAGUUAUUAAGCUAGAUGUUACUGAACCCCAGCGAAAAGUAUGGGGUAAUAGCUUCACUGAUUCUGUAUUGAAGAUACUUGGGGAGGCUGAGUUACAGCUUCAGACAGAUGUGAUGGAUAACUUAAAUAUUACCAAUGAAUUUCCAAAGAAAACUUUAACAGAAGGAAAAAGUGAUGAUAGCACAGCAUUAACUUCUGUUGAAGGAAAAUCAUCUGUUGAAGCUGAUAAUAGUGAAAAGAUGGCAACAGCAAGGCUUCAUGGAUCUGAGUUACCCCAGUUAUCACCUAAACCUAAUCUGAUAGAAGAAUCAGAUGAUUUGGAAGCAGAAUUGCUAGAAGAAACCAAACGAAACAAAUGCCAAACAAAUACAGUUGCAGUUGCUGAAGUGUGGGUUAAUGAAGGAAAAGAAAAGGAAACAAUAUCACAAGAUUAUACUGAUAAUUGUCACUAUGAUGACAACAAAGAUCUUGCUACAGAAGAUGGAACUCAUAAAAAAGUACCAAUCCAUGAUGAAACAUCAGUAGAGACCAACAACCCAGCGCUGCCUGAACCCUUUUUUCAGAAGGUCCAGGAACAUCAAGCAAGGCUAGUAGCUUUUCCAGUUCUUUCAGCACAGUCUUCUUUUGAAGAUUCUCUUCCAACAAGGUCACGCUCUGUAUCACCAGAAAAGACAAAAGGAAAAAAUUCAGUGUUGAUAGGGCUUUCUACAGGUCUAUUUGAUGCAAACAACCCAAAGCUGCUGAGGACCUGUUCACUUCCAGAUCUUUCAAAAUUAUUUGGAACAUUAGUUGAUGUUCCCAGUGUUGCUGAUGUACAGAAUGAAGAGAAUCUUGAAAUUGAUGAUGUGGAAGAUGAGCCAAUUAAAGAACAUUCAGAUUCUGAAGAAAUUAUUUUUGGGGAGACUGAUACAGAUUUGCAAGAGCUUCAGGCAUCAAUGGAACAGUUACUUCGAGAGCAACCCAGUGAUGAAUUUAGUGAAGAGGAAGAAACAACAUUAAAAGCUGCAUGCCUAGGAAAUGAUACAGAGGUGGAGGAGGAUGGCAACAAUUUCAGUAGUGAAAGUGCUCUUAAUGAAGAGUGGCAUUCAGACAAUAGUGAUGGUGAUAAUGCCAGUGAAUGUGAGGAAUAUAAUAGUGUGUUCAGUCAUCUAGAAGAGCUGAGAUGUAACCUGGAGAAAGAAAUAGGCUUUGAAAAAUUCAUCAAAGUUUAUGAGGAAAUGAAGGCUAUACAUGAAGAUGAAGAUGAGAGCAUUGAUAUUUGUUCAACAAUAGUUCAAAAUAUUUUAGGAAAUGAACAUAAACAUCAGUAUGCUAAAAUUCUCCAUCUAGUGAUGGCAGAUGGAGCAUACCAGGAAGACAAUGAUGAAUGAGCACACUUUGGUGACAUUGUAAGCAAAAUGUAGGUGUAUGGAUUUUAUUCUGUAAUAACAAACCGUACAACAAAAAUAACAGUUUAUUGGAACAGACUUAAAAUCUUGUUGGUUGCAUGAAGAAAAUGGAAAAACAUGACUCUUCACCAUUUAUAGAUAGCUGUUGAUAUAUAGCUUCAUUCCUUCAGUAAUACACUGAACGCUGUGUUCCAUUUAAAAUGAAUAGCAAGGAAUAGAAAGGCUGACUCAGAAAUAAUUUACUGUUUGAAAGUAUCAUGUAUGAAUAAGCUCAUGAUCUAGUAGCUAUUACUGCUUUUUUCUUUUUACCUAAGCAGUAAAAAGAAACAAACAAAACAAUAUAUUUUUAUGUUUCUAACAACCUUGUUUAACACAAUCUUGACCACUGUUGCUGGAAUUUUUAAAGAUUACUAUUUUCUGUUCAUGAUGACCAUUUUUCUGUAACACUAGAUCUUAAGUGCACACUAUAUGGAAGUAAUUUCCCUGAAAUUAGUGGAACAUUUUACAUGUAUUUAAUAUAAACAUGUCUGAAUACUAUAUUUUUUGGAUUUUGCGGUAGAGUGUGUGUGUAAUAAAAUAUUUGCAAUUCUCAAUAUUUAUGUCAUAAUCAGUUUACCAUUUUUCCUUUGAAAUCCCUCAACCCAUUUUCAAUACUAUUUUUGUCAAAUUACAGUAGAAGAGAGACUACCAUUUUCCACUGCAAAUAAAGGGAGCUUUCAGUGUGAAGGUUUCUUGUUGGAGUACUAUGUACCUCAGCUAAGUCUGCUGCUUUUUUUGUUUGCCUGUAACAAGGCCAUCCUAGCAGAAACAAAUGCAAUAUUGCUGUUGUUUUGAAAAUUAUAUGUAGAUUUUGCAGCUGGGUUGUCUAAAGGGAAGAAGCUGAAUUUUAUUUUCCCUGCUUCUCAUUGAAAAUAAAUUAUUUAGUGGGGGAAGAAGAAUGUAUGUGAGAUGAUGAAUCAAAGCAUUUCUAGUGUGUAACAGAUAAUAUUGACCAGCUGAAUCAGCUAUAUAACAAGGUUUUAUGUUAAAAAAUAUAAUUCUGUAUUUCCUGGCUAAUAAUGGAAAGUGGAAUGUACAAACUUACAAUUACAAUUUUAAAGUAGUGUUAUUUUAACUAUAUGAAAUAAAUAUUUGAGGGGUUUUUGUAUCAUAGUUUGGAUUUUCUUGAUUUAUGCAGCUAAUGAAUUCCCAUGUUUAUAUUGCAGGAAAAAGAAACAAAAUUAAAACAAUAUUUAUAUUUUGUAUUUUAGACUAAAAUUUAGUUUACACACCAGGCAGUUAUGGAACAUUUACAUAUCUUUUAUGAAAAUAAAUGCAGGCUUCAGAUGGCAAAAGGCAAGAAGCUUUGUUGCUAACUGUGUAAGAGUAGAUGAGGUAGAAAUUGCUUCACAUGGAAUGUCCUGCUCCAUAUAGGAGGAACAAAAUCCAUGAGGAUAGAGAAUUUGCUGGAAGGAAACAUUUAGACUGGCCUUCUCAGUCAAAAAAUAAAAAAAACUAAGUCUUUAUAGUUUUCUCUUCAUGGUAAUCUGUCAGAUAUGCCUCCCUGCAGUCUUACGAGGUUCAAAAAACAGUUAAGUGGCUUAUUCUCCGUUUGAAAGUUAUGUAAGCAAAUUCUCAUUCAAAUGAGGACUGAGUACACUUGACUCUGAGCCCCAAAACUAGAAUGUUACUAGUUUUCUGUGGGUACUACAAAGAUUAUAUACAGAUUGGCUUUCUAAUUAACUGACUACAUGAAUAGAUGUACAACUUAUGUACUUGUUCUGCCUCCAAGGUAUUUAUUUGAUAGUUGAUAUUUACAAGGGAGGAAAACAUUAAACUAUUUACAGUACACGCAUCUUAAAAACUUAUAAAAUUUUUAUUGUCAGUUGCUGAACCCCUGAGCAGAGAAUAAAAUGUGGCUGUCAUUGGACACU